Molecule: messenger RNA, 2202 nt
Organism: Vicia villosa (hairy vetch)
Lineage: Eukaryota; Viridiplantae; Streptophyta; Magnoliopsida; Fabales; Fabaceae
Exons: 2
Coding region: 1015-1614 (199 amino acids)
Source: RefSeq, a predicted model, not a curated record
UAUUUUUUCGUAUUUCCUUUAUCAUUUUAUGCAUUAGUAUUUUGCUACCAUUUUCUUGUUUAUUGCGAGGUACAUUCGAGCUGUUCAUCUAUUCUUGCAAAUAUUCGCAAAUUCAUCCUCAAUCUCCUACCAUCCUGAUCUAACGUACAUAAAGCUGAAGGUUUACCGUGCGCCCUUAAAGGCUGCCACAAUGAACCAAAGCUAAGUCCUGAUUUUACACUCAUUUAAAUAUUUGUUAUUUUACCCUUUUUUUUAGGGUUUACCUUUAAAUAUAAUGAAUUCCGCAUACACUCAAUUCUUUUUUCUGUUUGCCUUUGCUCUGCAAAUUUUUUUUCAGGGUUAGCCCCGAGUUCCCGACUGCAAACCAUGUCAGAUCAAAUCAAGCUAAGUACUUUUGUUUAUUUUAUUAUUUUAAAUUCAAUAUAUUCGUUAUUUUUAGGGUUAGUGACGUUUGCCUCCGAACCGAUAAUGCACUCACCCUUCUGUUUAUUCUUUCUUUUCCAAUUUUCAGGGUUUAUCGAACGCCGAAGCUACGAGUUUGGUAACCCUAAAACCUAACUUCAAUAUUUUAUGCUUUAAUUAUUAUUACUUAUGUCAAACCCUAUUAAGGGAUCCCCUGGUUACAAUUUCCCUCCCCCAUAUCUGUUUUGAUUAUAUUAUUUAAAUGCGUGGUUAGUAAUCCUAGGGAGUGCAACCUUUGAAUUGAACAUAGAAUCACUAAAUUUACAAGAUAAUAUAUUUGAAUAUAAUCACGUGAUUGGUGCACACACGCCCACUCUUGGGUAACCUCUCUGUUGCCUUGUUGCCUGUUGCCUUGUUGCCUGUUGCCUUGUUGCCUUGUAUUUUGUGCAGAAUAGCCAGUCCCUCGAAUACGAGGAUACCUCAGCCAUGUUGCCUCGAUUAAAGGUCAUGGUCCCUAAUGAUGCUGCCUUCGAUACACUAACAUGACCUCGACCCUCGGAAGUUGCCUACGGAAAAGGCUGAGGUAUCCAAAGUCAACACUUCUCAUCAAGAAUGGCUAACAGUGUGACCGUCAACAAAAAGACUACGAAGCAUACCUUCUCUUGCAGUUUCUACCGUGAGGAUAUAACACCUUUGGUUCGAUUGAGCACCCGAGUUACUGGGCAAAAUUUGGAUGAAUUCAGAAAGACUUAUGGCCACAUUCUGCUUAUGUUAACUACUCGUAUUGAUGAGUGGGGUCUUUACACUCUUCUUCAGUUUUAUGAUUCUGAGCUGUGCUGCUUUACCUUUCAAGAUUACCAACUAGCCCCUACCCUCGAAGAGUAUGCACAUAUUCUUCAAAUCAAAGUUCAACAUAAGGUUCCUUUUGUGUGUGCACCCGAGAAGCCCAAAAUGGAUCGCAUUGCUGAUGCUCUUUAUUUGAGCAUGAAGGACGUUAAGGAUAACUGGAAGCCUAAUGGUGGGACCCAUGGAUUCUAUGUGAAAUUUCUGAUGAGGGAAGCUGAAGCCCUUGCUGAUAAGGAAAAGUGGAAAGAAUUCAAUGCUCUCCUGGCCGUCAUGAUCUAUGGAUUAGUGAUGUUCCCGAAUAUUCCAAAUUUUGUUGAUCUCACUGCCAUUUGUCUCUUCAUGGAUCAAAAUCCUGUCACACUAUGAAUCACAUAAAAUAUAUGGGACAUGACUCAUGUAUAUGCAUGUGGUAUCAAUCGGAGCUUCAGCCCCCGUCACCAAUUGCCCAAUUCAGAGGCACAAGGCAUAAGCCUUCGUCACUAAUUUGCCAAUCCAGCCGUCACAAUAUAUAUGCAAAUGUAUGCGACUCGAUGGACCGAACAUCACACAACACCAUCAUCAUCAUCAUCAUCAUCAUUUACUUCACAAAAAUAUUCGUCACAAGGCACACGCCCAUAUCUUAAUCAUUACCGAUUAUUAAAGGUAAUACACUUCACACAUAAUACAACAACUUCAUACAACAACGAAACAAUUCCAAUAAUUCUUCAAAUCAAUGGACGAUACCAUUAGCAAAAUAAUCACAAAGAUAUUCACAACAAUCAUAUUCACGGUCAAAUUCGCAAGAUACCGUAAUUUACCGCUAAACCGAAUAGUUAAUCUAAGUUCAAGUUUAUUCCAAUUAAAUAGGCUUAUUAAAAAUUAAUCUAACUAUUAAUUUGAUCGACCAAUUAAUAUCACAAUUUCGACCAAAGAACACCACCACGUUAAUGUACUAAUUAAACUUAGCUACCACGU